UGCAGUUACACAGUUUGCUGAAUUCGGGACAUGGAGCUCCUCGUCCGACGACAUCGAAUUUGGCAAAACUACGAAAAAAAGGAACAGAAAAAACAAAAGGAAAGUUGAAAACUUUGACAAAAAAGUCGCAUUUCAACUCCUCCACACCAAAUUCAGCAUCUCUUCCUUUUUCCUUUACAUCUUUCGAAACCCAAACACGUCGUCUCCACAGACUCGAAGCCGAUUCACACAACUCUUUCUCUCUCUCUGGAAUCAAAUCCCUCUUCAUCGCCUCCACAGAUUGUUUCGAACCAGUCUCGGAUUGUUAAACAGCUGUUCCAGCAAUCACCAGAAAUUUAAUCCACUUCCGAACAGCUCUCUACUUCUGUAGGAAGCAUACAGUCCGGUGACAGUUCAACCCCCGGCGAUUAAUUUUCCGGUGGCUGUGUUCAUCGAUAACCCUUUGGAUUCGGAAGGGUUUCGUCAAGUUUCGUAAUCGCAGUGUUUUUGGGUAAUGUGGGAUUUUGGUCGGAGAUGGGAAAAUAAAGCUAUUUGACCGAUAGAGAGAGAGAGAUUGAAUCGGGGGAAAAAAGUAAAACCCUUCGGAUUUUCUGGAUUUUCCCUCUUUUCCUUUAGAUUAUCGAAUUGUAAUUCGGAUUUGGGAAAAAUUUCCGCGAAGCGAUGCCGGCUGAUGUAGAAGUAGAUGAUUCCUCUUCCCCUGAGGCGAAAUCUUCCACUAAGAAAAAGCGAAACCUACCCGGAAUGCCCGAUCCGGAAGCGGAAGUGAUUGCUCUGUCCCCGAAGACUUUAUUGGCCACAAAUCGAUUCGUUUGCGAGAUUUGCAACAAAGGGUUUCAGAGGGAUCAGAAUCUGCAGCUUCACCGGCGAGGCCACAAUCUUCCGUGGAAACUCCGGCAGAGGUCCAGUAAUGAGGUGAAGAAAAAGGUGUAUGUCUGCCCUGAGCCGUCGUGUGUUCAUCACGACCCCUCCAGAGCUCUGGGUGAUCUGACCGGAAUUAAGAAACAUUUCUGCAGAAAGCACGGCGAGAAGAAGUGGGAAUGCGAUAAGUGUUCGAAGAAAUACGCCGUUCAGUCUGAUUGGAAAGCCCAUUCCAAAAUUUGUGGUACCAGAGAGUACAAAUGCGAUUGUGGAACUCUGUUUUCUAGGAGGGAUAGCUUCAUCACGCAUAGAGCUUUCUGUGAUGCGUUGGCGGGGGAAAGGGCAAAAGCUCAGCCUCAGACGGUGGACAAAUCGGAUUUAGAUUCCGGCUCGAAAGCUGCUAAAACGGUGGUGGCGAGACCGAAUCCGGAGCCUUCUCCACCGCCACCGCCAUCACCGCCGGCUACAUCUCCUCCACAGUCAAGUUGCGAGCUAACAACAAGUGUGUUGCCUGUUCCAAGUCAAGAGUUGCUGGAGAAUCCCCCACAAUGUAUCGAAGAAGCACCGGCUACAACGGGUAUAAGCGGGAUCGGCAGCAGUAGUAAGAGCUCGAGUAGCAAUAGCAGCACGAUAAGUGGCGGAUUUGCUGGUUUAUUUUCUUCCUCAUCUACGUCGAUAAGCUUUCAACCUCCAAGACACCGCCCUGCAUUUACAGACCUAAUGCAAGCCAUGGCUUGCUCAGAUCGCUCGUCCGAACAUGCACCAUCUCCAAGCAUCGAACCGAUUUCUCUAUGUCUUGCAAUGAAUCAAGGGCCACCAAUGUUUGGAACUACCAGCCAAGACCUCCGACGGUUCACACCGACACCGCAGCCUGCAAUAUCCGCCACAGCAUUGCUGCAAAAGGCUGCCCAAAUGGGCUCAGCAGCAUCAAAUGCCUCACUGCUUCGCGGUUUGGGCUUAGUAUCAUCUUCCUCUGUAACUGCCCAGCAAGAGAGCUCGCCAUGGAACCAGCACAGGCAAGUAGAACCAGAUGGCAUCUCGAUCGCUGCAGGGCUUGGGCUAGGACUUCCCUGUGAUGGAAACUCGGGAUUGAAGGAACUAAUGAGGGGAAACCGUUCCAUGUUUGCUCCAAAACAUACCACCCUCGAUUUCCUCGGAUUGGGGAUGGCAGCUAGUGGCAGCCCCAGCAGUGGCCUGGCUGCGCUAAUUACAUCAGUUAGCAGUAGCGUGGACGUUGCCACGGCAACUCGUGACAUACCAAGCAAAGACCUGAACAGAAGUAACUGAAACUGAAACAGAAACAAGAAACCGCAGAAAAAGAGAAGAUGUUGUAUUUUGAAAUGUAAAGUUGCAACAGUCCCACAAAACCUAUUCCCAUUUGUCUGUCUUUUGAACUUCUUAGGAAGAUCAAGCUAUCACACAUUUGGUUUUUGUAAACUUUGCUGUCACCUAGGAUUUAGAAACAGCAGCGACAUGGAUUCCAUGUCUGUAUUUAAUUUAUGUAAGAGAUCACUCAGUAAGAUUAAAUUUGUCAACUCA
This is a messenger RNA of Momordica charantia (bitter melon), 2397 nucleotides long. RefSeq names its product zinc finger protein GAI-ASSOCIATED FACTOR 1-like. Gene Ontology annotation, molecular function: DNA-binding transcription factor activity. NCBI's taxonomy places the organism in Eukaryota, Viridiplantae, Streptophyta, Magnoliopsida, Cucurbitales, Cucurbitaceae. The record is from RefSeq and is a predicted model, not a curated record. Gene Ontology annotation, cellular component: nucleus.